AUGGUCGCCACGGUCGCCUCCAAGGAUAUGUCCACUUUACCCAAGAACUUCGGCAAAAUCUUCUGGAAUAAUCAGUUCAAAGUCGAAAUACCACUCCCGUCGGAAAAGCAGUACGGCAGCUUGAAGGGUAAAGUCGCAAUUGUCACAGGUGCCAACCAGGGCCUCGGCUUCGAAGCAGCAAGGCAGCUCCUGUCCCUCGGCCUAUCCCGCCUUGUGGUUGCCGUGCGGUCCCUUGAUAAAGGCAAAACCGCUGCUGCAAAACUUGCCACGGCAAAUUCUUCUGCAAAGAUCGAUGUCUGGGCUCUUGAUAUGGAGUCGUAUGACUCUAUCCAGGCCUUUGUCCGCAAAUGCGAUGCUGAGCUCCCACACAUUGACUACGCAAUCCUGAAUGCUGGUGUCGGCCCGAUCAAUUUCAAUAUAGUCCGCUCAACUGGACAUGAAACUGCAGUCCAAGUGAACCACCUCAGCACAAUCCUUCUUACGAUUCUCCUGCUGCCUGUUCUGAAAACCAAAUCAACCCGGCAGGACCCUGCACGACUGACAGUCAUCAACUCGAUCACGGCCCAUUUGUGCAAGUUCCCGAAUCGUGCUCGGCGACCACUUCUCGCUUCAUUUGACGACCCCAAGAAUCCUCCUUGGGAUUCCCAGGAGCGAUAUGGCGUGUCAAAGCUUCUAUCUCAGCUUUUUCUAGUCAAGCUGACUGAAUAUGUCAAGUCUGACGACGUAAUCAUCAACAUGGUUGACCCGGGUCUGACGAAAGGCACAAAUUUAAGUCGUGAUGCAAGAGGUGUGGUUUGGCUAAUGUCAAAAGCAUUCUUCGGAAUCGCUGGCAGGACCGUGGAUAGAGGGGCUGCCACAUAUAUUGACGCCUUGCUGGGUCAUGGCAAAGAGGCACACGGAUGCUUCCUCAUGAAUACCGAGAUCGCGCCACUUGCAACUUUCUACUACACCACUGACGGAACGACGGCGAAAGACCAGAUCUGGGAUGAGACUAUGAAGGAGCUGAGCUUUGCCCAUGUCGAGGAGUUAGUCGCCUCCAUGAAGCAUGGACCAUGA
Messenger RNA from Venustampulla echinocandica, 1056 nucleotides. RefSeq lists its product as uncharacterized. NCBI's taxonomy places the organism in Eukaryota, Fungi, Ascomycota, Leotiomycetes, Helotiales, Pleuroascaceae. Bases 1 to 1056 code for a protein of 351 amino acids. The transcript is spliced from 2 exons. The record is from RefSeq and is a predicted model, not a curated record.